AUGGUCAACCGUUACACUUGCCAGCACCAGCACCAGCAUUCUAACUUCCGCUUCACCCCCUUUCAAUCUGAAUAUCGUCCCCCAUAUGCUGCACCGGACCCUCGCAAUGGUGCUGAAGAUGAAGUGACAGAUGAAUCCAACACCAACAGAAAGAGAAUCGCUGUUGCGUGUGGACGUUGCCGAAAGCGCAAGAUCCGUUGCUCAGGUGACAAUGGCACUGGUGAGCCAUGUAUGAACUGUAGAAACGCUGGUGUAUCUCCAUGCCAAUUCCUUCGAGUUUCAUCUCUUGAAACCAACCUUAAGGACAGUGGCCGUCCCUCCCAGGUCCUCCCUUACGCGGGAUACUCUAGGUCAUACCCCGGAUGCGCUGAUGAAGCGCGGGCUAGACUGGCAGCCCAAUCUGCUGCCCCCCUUCCGUCGAUGUACGAAGAGACCGGGUCACCGUCCUGGGCCCAGGACCCCUUCACCUCAACUACAUAUAGAUCUGGACCCAGCAGUCCAGAGAAGCCCUAUACCUGGAGUACUAGCGGCUUCAUUUGCCAACUGCCUGAGGCGGAGGUCGGUUCUUCCAGCAACUUUGGCAACAUGUACGCCCAGGUGGAGGACGUGCGAUGCCAACUCGCCGCCCAUGAAAUGGCCCCAAUGAAGCACUUCAGUUAUCUCAACUCCGACCCUGGGUCAUACACCUUCUCCCCACAGCCGACCACCGCCAUGGCCACUACAGCCGCUAUGGUUGACCGCAGCCCAACUGCAUCGGGCAGCAGUUAUCCCCUGAACACUAUUCCCCACGGGCUUCUCCCCUCCUUGAUGACCGAGAAGCUCCACCUGCAUGAUACCACCCCCAGCAAUGAUCAAGCUGGGAGCAAGUCAAGCCCUUCGCCAACUAGCUCAAUCCAACCUCUUACUCCCUCCACCAGUUAUGGUAGCUAUACCACCUCUCCAGGAUCUGCCUACUCCGGUAUGAUUCCUGCUACCCAGGGAGAAACUCAUCAUAGCUACACUGGACUGGUUGGCACGUCGGCCUCUCUUCCUACACAGUUUCCGCCUCCUCCUACCAGCACCUAUGUUUACACCGACAUGAGCGCCCAGGCAGCGGCUCUUAACGCUUCUGGUCGACGAGCGGCUCAGGCUGAUUCGUCUCCUGUUUCACAGUUUCAGGCUCAUCAGAACUUGUGUCUUGAUGGUCUGUCUGAGGUUGAGCGCAAGCCUCCUACUAUGAACUAG
This is a messenger RNA of Clonostachys byssicola, 1224 nucleotides long. Lineage: Eukaryota; Fungi; Ascomycota; Sordariomycetes; Hypocreales; Bionectriaceae. The record is from the annotation of a GenBank genome assembly.